Messenger RNA from Paramecium primaurelia, 384 nucleotides. Lineage: Eukaryota; Ciliophora; Oligohymenophorea; Peniculida; Parameciidae. The record is from the annotation of a GenBank genome assembly.
AUGGUAAAUGCUUAAAAUGUAAUGAAGGAUUUCUAUUAAAUAGUGAUCUUUGUAUUUCAAUAUGUUGGGAUGGUUUAAUUAAUCCAAUAGAAGAAGAAUGUGAUGUUUAAAGUUGAGUUGGAUGCAUUGAUUGUAAAAUAUAAAAUGGUUAUGUUUGUUGUAAAUUACACUUUUCAACAUGUAAGACAUGUGAUAAAGAGUGUACUUAAUGUUUAAGUUUAGAUAGGAUCAAUUUAAUUUGUAAAUCAUGCAUUGAUGGGUAUUACAAUGUAGAAGAUAAAUGCUGAUUAUGUGAUUCAAAUUGUAUUAAUUGCAAAUUGCAAUCAAAUUUAUGGAUAAUAAUAUAUAAUUUCUAAAAUAUCAUACAUCAUGUUACCGAUCUGA